Molecule: messenger RNA, 420 nt
Organism: Microbotryum saponariae
Lineage: Eukaryota; Fungi; Basidiomycota; Microbotryomycetes; Microbotryales; Microbotryaceae
Source: the annotation of a GenBank genome assembly
AUGUCGACUCCGGCCGCAAACUUGGGAGACUUCCUUCGAGUAUUGAUGGCAGUGCAGGCUGUGCUCCUGACAUCCGGCACCCGGCACAUUCGCCUCCGCGAGCAUUUUGUCCGUGACAUGGUCAAUCGAGGUGAUAUCUCUCUCUCACACGUUGGCACAGCAGACAUGGUUGCGGACGUAUUCACCAAAGCGCUAGGCCCCAAGAUUUUUGGUACACAUUGCUAUGCUCUAGGCCUCCGGACGCGACAUCCACGGCUCAAGUCUACCUCGCGUUCGCGUGGGGGGGGGUGUGAGGAAUCCACUCUCCGCUCGGCUCAGGACUUAGGCGCGCGGAGCGAACCGGGCGCGGACUUAGGCGCGCGGAGUGAGCCGGGCGCCCCGGCCCAGGACUUAGGCGCGCGAAGCGAGCCUGGGACUUAG